Molecule: messenger RNA, 2106 nt
Organism: Ylistrum balloti
Lineage: Eukaryota; Metazoa; Mollusca; Bivalvia; Pectinida; Pectinidae
Exons: 13
Coding region: 1-2106 (701 amino acids)
Source: RefSeq, a predicted model, not a curated record
AUGUAUGAUAAACAGAAUGCCCCGUCCCAACUUCUUCUUUUUGCUGAUCCUCCAAAUCUGAACGAACUCUGUACUAUCACGGCAAAAUUGAGCAAGCAGAUCGUACAACAGGCAUCUGCCGUACAGCCUCAGAUACUCAAAUGCAGAGAAAUAAUUUUCACUGAGCCUUCAAUCAUUGCCACUCCUGCACAUGAUGUCAGCAAUGCAUUUUACAUUGUCAUGGAGCAAUCACUUUUUAAAACUGGCAGAUUACAGGCAAGGUUUCAGAAAAUUGGUCUUGAGGCAAGCAAACCUUCAAUGGUAAGCCCUGCUAUGUACCAAGCCUGUCUGAGAUACACACUGGUAGCCAGGGUAGCUCCAAACUGGAACAAGACUGGUGAAUGGUUAAUACAAGGUCGAGAUUUUUUGACAUCUAAUGGUUAUGUAAAUGCUGUGAAGUUAGACAUAACAGUAAAUCGAGGAGAAAUGUUCUUUUCAUUAGAUGCCACAACUGUAAAAUUCCUGCCUCUGCAGGUGGAAGAUCUGGAUAUAUAUGGAAAAUGUUAUAAAGAAUUUAUGGAGAAUCCCAAUGCAGAAAUAGAUGAGUGUGCAAUUGGUUCCCCAUGGUCCCAUGUACUUCCAAGCAUGAAGAAAGGAAAAGUUGUAGGUGUAUCCCACACUUUGCCUCCAAAUGGGCCAUUCAAGUCAUACAAAGACCUCAAAAGACACUGGAAAAACACUUAUGGUUAUCGUCUUCCUGAGUCAGAGAAUGGAGUGAUUUAUUAUCAAGUUCAUUUUCGCCCACUUGGAGGAAGAAUCUUUACAUACCCAGAAGUUUGCCUGAGAGCAAGUGACAUCCAAAGGGUUCCACGUGUGGACCCAAGACCUAUAUUGACAGCUUUCCUCCAAGUUGUACAGAGCAAGAUGUCAAGUAUUUGUGGGAGCCCUCUCCGUCUACAAACCAAGGCCAAAUACCCAAUCUUAGAGCUUCUGCCAGUUACCCAACAGCAGGCAAACCUGUCAAACAAAUUAUCAAAUGGGAAAAUCAUUUACCGUAGCAAAGAGGAAAUGGAGAUAAUGUUGAACAAAACAUGCAGUGCUUCACAAGUCAAAACUGAUCAUAGUCAUUCCUGGCAUUCACAGAACAAGGUCCAUAUCCAACAAGAUGAAAAUGAUAGAAUAUUCCAGUGCAGAAAUGAGAUUAGUGAGCAAGGUGACCACUCCUUGUCUGAUGAAUCUCAGUCUGGAUACAGUCGCCAACUUGGUGAUGAUAUUCCUACAUCAACUACAGAAUCUUUAGAGUCAAAUCCUACACUAUGUAUUAGCUCAAUUCACCAACCUCCUAUAGCUACCUCUCGUAUAGUUCCUUCUUUUGCUCCAAAGAAGAGUUCCAACAGUCAAAAGUCCAACCUCAUUACUUUGUCUGGAUCUUCAACUAGUGCUCUAAAAAAUGUGCCUGUUUUCAAACCAAAGAAAAUUGGAACUAUUGACUCAACUGUUACACCAUCUGCCUCCGUCAGCACUGGCCCAAGAAUGUUUGAACAGAAUUUACAAGUGCUACCACAAAUCUCUUCUUUGUUCAAGGAGAAAGAAUCAUAUAGAGAAGAGAAAGGGUCUCUAUUAUCUCAAACAGACAAGGCACCAUCCGCCGCAUCAUCCUUUACAUCAAAUCCUGUAUCUGUGGCCUGUAGAAAGGGAAACUUCACCAGACAAACACCAAAUGUUCAGAGUCUGUCGUCUUCAUCGGCAAGGAUACCCUCCAAUAACACAAGCACAGGAAUGCAAUUAACAACACCAUCCACACUUCAGGCUCCAGCUCUCUCUUUCGACUCAACACCAGUGACACAUCAGUUGACCCCGAAAGGAACUCCUAGUACUGUAUCAAAGAAACGACUGAAGCAGGAUGAAGAUGGAUCACCAAAGGCAAAGAAACCAAGAGGUAAACCUCAGAUUCAAGGAAAUUUGGACAUUGAAAUAUUUGCUAGAACAAAUCAGCUACAGAAAGCCAAUGCUGCAACCUUGAUUGCCUGGUUGAAAGACAAAGGGAUACAGUACAAGUCUAAAGACAAGAAGUCUGAUCUAAUUGACAGGGUCAAAACUGUAUUAGGACUGGCUGUGGAACCUUGA